UCUUGAGUUAUUAUUAUAAUUAUUUUCACUUUUGCAUCAUUUGGAAGUAGUUUUGUGUCUCCCUGGCCUGAGCUGCUGCAUAACACGACAUGCCGGCAUGAUGGCAGGUCGAAGCCAGCAGCUCCGCUAUUUAGCCGCUGGUGCAGGCGGAGCAUUGUGCGGAUAUGUCCUGCAUCGACCGAGAAAAAGAAGAGACCAUCAUGGAGAAGAACAAGUCCAGACUGCGACAGAGACUAACCAUGUCUACGGGCCUGUACAGUAUGACUUUGAAAAAGCAAAGUUGGACAGCAAGCUGCUGGUCAGAGAAGCCCAGGAGCUGAGUAGGUCGCCUGGCGUGACUGUGUCCGUGGGAGUGAACGGGCAAGUAGUGUGGAGUGAGGGCUUUGGCAUGGCGGACGUGGAGAACAGGGUGGCGUGCCGUCCCGAGUCCAUGAUGCGCAUAGCGAGCAUCAGCAAACCCAUCACCAUGCUGCUGCUGGCACGCCUAUGGGACGCGGGCAUGGUGGAUCUGGACGCGCCGGUGCAGAAGUACGUUCCGCAGUUCCCGAAGAAACGCUUCAACGGCGAAGACGUGGAGGUCACCACACGCAUGCUUGUGCACCACAUAGCCGGUGUGCGUCACUACACAAAGGCUGUGCCCACUGUUACUGGGCAAGAUACUGUCCAAGCAAACAGCAGCAGCAGCAAGCCUGACAAUAGCAACAGUGGCGGCACAAGCGAAAGCAACAGCAACGACAGCAACUCAGCCUGCAGGGAUCAAAACAGCAAGCAGAGCAAUAGCUCGCAGGUCAGCGGCGGAGAUGAUGUGACGCUUCCCGAGUAUCAUAUAAUGCGUCACUACGACAGCGUCGGCGAGUCCCUAGAACUGUUCGCCAAUGACGCGCUGUGUCACAGGCCUGGUAGCAAGUACCUGUAUACGACACAUGGCUGGACACUCGUCAGUGCGGUCAUUGAAGGGGCUGGUGGCCGACCGUUCACAGAUCAGCUCGCUGACAUGCUGUACCAGCUUGGUCUGGAGCAUAUUCAAACGGAAUUGAUGGAGAAGUUGAUUGACUAUCGUGCACGGUGCUACCAGCUGGAUGACAAGAAGCAAGUGGUGAAUUCGCCGUAUGUGGACAACUCUUACAAAUGGGCCGGUGGUGGUCUGCUUGCUACAGCCGAAGAUAUUGUGGAGUUUGGCUUCUGCAUGCUGACCGCAUACUUUGGAAAGCCUAUACGGAAGUGUGAACAUACAGCUGUCCACCCUAGGCCAUGUCCACAGUGUGCACCAUACAUCAAGGAUAGCACAGUGAAAGAGAUGUGGACUUUUCACCCAGCUACUGUCAAGAAGAAGACCGGCGUAGGCUACGGCAUGGGGUGGGAAGUGGCACCGGACUUGAAGCCAGACAGCAAGUAUAGUUUUGCCACCAUAUCACAUACGGGUGCAGCUGUGGGUGCAAGCUCUGCACUUGUCAUCAUACCACGCAGUGAGAAGUCACCGCAUAGCGUGGUGGUAGGAAUCAUAUGCAACAUGGAAAGCGUGGACCUUGAGCCGACAGCGCAAACCAUCGGGCAGAUGUUUCUACAAGAAGCUGCAGAGCAAGAUCGACAGAAAGCAUCAGGUCUCUAAGCAAGAAAUCCCAAGUGUCUCAGUGAGUACAGGAUAUUGUUGUAGAUACUGCCUCUGCCAGCAUGUGCCCUUGUAAGUGUGCGUCAUCAGUUGCGUUCACAGUUUUCAAGGCUCUCAGAGUCAUUAUGUUAGCCGCACUUCCAGCGACACAAGCUUUUCUAUUCAGCCGACUUCCUUUUGAUUUUUAAACUCAAGAUAUCGGAAGGAAAUCGCAUACUAGUAAUCAACAUUGAUAACCCAUCUCUGAAACAAAAUUCCAUGGCACACUUCACAUUGCCAUAAUUUGUAUCAAAAUCCAUUAUUUAAAAAAAUCAUUUUUUAAAAGUUUUUUUUACGUCACUCCAUUUUUAAGUGACAUCGUCCUCCUUAUUGCGAUAUCAAAAAUUGUUGUCUCCUCGCCGAACGUUUUUUUAAUAAUAAUUAUUUUAUAUUUGA
This is a messenger RNA of Sycon ciliatum, 2044 nucleotides long. Its product is annotated as serine beta-lactamase-like protein LACTB, mitochondrial. The transcript is spliced from 2 exons. The record is from RefSeq and is a predicted model, not a curated record. The coding region runs from base 98 to 1609 and encodes 503 amino acids. Gene Ontology annotation, molecular function: peptidase activity. Gene Ontology annotation, biological process: proteolysis; regulation of lipid metabolic process. Gene Ontology annotation, cellular component: mitochondrion. NCBI's taxonomy places the organism in Eukaryota, Metazoa, Porifera, Calcarea, Leucosolenida, Sycettidae.